This is a messenger RNA of Wasmannia auropunctata (little fire ant), 245 nucleotides long. RefSeq lists its product as uncharacterized. The record is from RefSeq and is a predicted model, not a curated record. The transcript has 2 exons. Bases 7 to 189 code for a protein of 60 amino acids. Lineage: Eukaryota; Metazoa; Arthropoda; Insecta; Hymenoptera; Formicidae.
UCAUAUAUGAUCGAUUGGUAUCGUUUAUCAGGAAGAAAGAGCCUCGAUGUUAUAUUGAUGAUCGCUAUGUCCAAUACGUCGAUCAAACUUACCGCUGGAAAUAUCUUCGAGUUAACAUUCGGCACUUUUGGCAAUGUGAUUAAAACGUCGGUCGCCUACUUUAACAUGCUUCGUACAUUAAGUAUAUAAAGCCUAUCCGAUGUAUAAAAUUUAUUAAAAUGACCACUAAUUAUAAAUAAAUGCCA